Pelagomonas calceolata is the source of this 2085-nucleotide messenger RNA. The record is from the annotation of a GenBank genome assembly. NCBI's taxonomy places the organism in Eukaryota, Pelagophyceae, Pelagomonadales, Pelagomonadaceae.
AUGCGCCCGGCCGCCGCCGUCGAGGCCCACCGCCAGCGCGAGUGCGACCCCCCAAACCGAUCGAGGCGACCAAUUCAGAGUCAGGGGACCCGCUUCGAGCGCCAGCCGCCGGCGCCGCCCCAAACGUAUGACGCGAGCUUCGUGAGGGCGGGCGGCGCGCCCGUCGCGUUCGCGAUGAGCGACGAGCCGGAACGAAAGCCCGAGCGGAAGGGGCGGCAGAUCGACGCCUUCCUCGAGGAGCUGAAGACGAGGCAGGCCGGCGAGCCGCAAUUACCCAUCAAGGGGUCGUACCCGGAUGGGGAUAGAUCGACGACGAAUCUCUACGUGGGCAACAUCUCGCCGGCGACGACGGAGGCGCAGCUCGCCAAGAUCUUCGCGCGGUAUGGGCAACUUGAAUCCGUGAAGAUCAUGUGGCCGCGGACGGACGAGGAGCGGCGGCGCGGCCGGAACUGCGGCUUCGUCCAGUACUCGAAGCGGCAGGACGCCUGCGCCGCCAAGGAUUCGCUGGACGGCGAGUACGUGGACGGGAAACGGAUCAAGGUCGGCUGGGGCAAGGCCGUGCCCGAGGCGCGCGUGCCUCAACAACCUGCGGGCCCGUCUUUAUCCGAUCUCGCGGCGGAAGCCCAAGCCCGCGCGAAGCAGGUGCUCAUGAAGGCCACGGGUAUGACACCGAUGAAGGAUUGUGACGCGCGGAUCUCUGUUGUUAUUCCCGCCGACCCGGAGCAAAAAGAUAUUGCGGACCGACUCGCGGAGAUUGUUGUCGAGGACCCGGGUGUCGAGGAUGUCAUACGGGAGCGGGAGAAGGAGAACCCGUUAUUUAGUUUCUUGCGGCGGAAAUCAUUGGUGCAAACGUAUUACCGAUGUCGGGUCUGGACGCUGCUCAUGGGGGCGCGCAGCCCCCAGCCCUUCCGCAUGGCGGACCCGGGGCCCUUCUGGGUGCCUCCUGGUUCGGAACGGUCUCGCAGUCCGUCGCCGGAGCCGCUUGAAGAAAGAGAAGAAGAAUUUAUGACCGGUAGACAAGCUGAGAGGGCGAGAGAAGCUAAUAGAGCCAGAGGGAAGCACCGCAAGCUCACGGUCGAGGAGCGGGAGAUGUUAGUAUUAAGUGUCGAGGGGCUGACGUGUUCCCGUGCGCUGAUCGCCGAGGCUUUAUUACGUUGCUACGACGCCGCGACGUCCGCCCCUGAUGUUUGCUUAAUACUGAAACGAUCUAUUUGUAGAUGCGCCAUGACGACGUCCCUAGCGUCAAGAGCAGCGCGACUAUUCUUGAUCUCGGAUGUGCUGAGGAACGCCUCUUCGUCGAGAACCGGCGCGACCUUUCGAACGACGAUCCAACGGUGGCUGCCCGAAGCUUUAGAGUCGUUAGCGAAAGCGAGACACGCGACGACACAUAGGAUAGCGAAGGAACGUUUCGAAAGGCGCGUCGAGGCCACUCUACAAGCGUGGCUCCGGUGGUCCCUGUUUCCACCCGCGUUCGUCCACGGUCUGGAAUCCGCCUUCUUCUUCGAUGAGAACGACGACGACGACGUGCAUGCUCAUCAGGGCGAGCGGCCCGACGUGCUGGCUUUGAAGAGGAGGGCGCGCCAGGCAGGGGUCUUCGACGGCGACGACUGGCGGCGGAUCGCGCGGCGCGUCAAUCGAGCUAGAAGGUUCUCGAGGGCGCGGCUGUCGGGCGCGUCGUGCGAGGAGGCCGUCGCGUUGGCGGCGGAGGCCGCGCGGCGCGAGCGGCCCGUACAGCCGAAGCCUCCGGUCGUGCAAGCGGCCGAGGAAGACUCGUCGGACUGCGACGGCGAGCCCUGCGACGCGGCGGAUCUGGUGGACGAGCGCGACCUCGUGCCGCCGGCGAUGCUGCCGCCCACGGGCUUCGCGGUGCGGACGCUUCCUCCGGCGCCGGCGCCGGCGCCGCAGAAGCCGCGCUCGCCGCGCGCGCCGAUUCAGCGCCGCCCCCGGUCGCGGUCGCGGUCCCGCGAGCGCCGGCGCGAGCGCGCGCGCUCGCCGCGGCGCCGCCGGAGCCGGAGCCGUUCGCGCGAGCGCCGGCGCGAGCCGCCGCCGCGGGGCCGGCGCGACGACUACUACCCACGGCGCUGA